Molecule: messenger RNA, 604 nt
Organism: Acyrthosiphon pisum (pea aphid)
Lineage: Eukaryota; Metazoa; Arthropoda; Insecta; Hemiptera; Aphididae
Exons: 2
Coding region: 43-537 (164 amino acids)
Source: RefSeq, a predicted model, not a curated record
AUAUCAUAUAUUUGUUUAUAUGCGAGUUUAUAGCGUAGAAAAAUGUGUUCUAAUUCUGAUCAUUCCCAUAAAACACGUAAGCAAUUUAAACCAAUUAAACGGUCGGGAUAUAGGGAUGGCAAUCCAUAUAAAAGCACCGCAAAAAACGAAAGGAAAAAUGUCGAAACAAUAAUUUCGUACGAUAAUUACCCGAGUAGCAGUGACUCCGAAGAUGACUACGAAGACUGCGACGAUGACAAAGACGAGUCCUACGACUACAUCAGCCUGUUCCAAGUCUGGAUGAACUUUCUGUUUCCCCGAGCGUUUCGGACGCAGCCCGUACACCGAUGGAUCAAGUCCGCGCAUUCGGUGUCGAACUUGAGGGAGCGUAGCACCGGGAAAAUAUUGCCGCCGGUGGGCGAGUGCUCGUUAUUCCCGAAAGGAGUGUUCGUGCAAUCCUUCACGGAGAAUGAAGUGACAAAAAUAUAUUUUCCUGGAGCCCAAGCAACGUUCAUGGAUCCAAGUCGUCCAAGUCGAAGUCAUAAACAAACAAAAUAAUAAUUUAUUAUGACGGAUGCAUUUUACUGUACAAUCGAAUAUUAUUAUUAUACACAGUAUAAUACGU